GUUGCGGUGCGCCAUUAACCUUUAAUACCUAUCUGGUGAGACACAACACCGACAGCCACAAUGCAGACUGUUCUCGCCAAGUCGUCCUUCAUGGGCACCCGCCCCUUCGGCGUGGCCAACAAGGCUAAGGUGACCAUGGACAAGAAGCUGCCCUUCUCUCUGCCCUCGUUCGGCGGUGCUGCCGAGAAGAAGACCGGCACCGUUGUCGCUAAGCCGAAGGCUGGCACCGCGUCGACUAAGCCCGCCCCUAAGGCGACCAUCAAGAAGUCCGCCGCGGCUACUGGCACCCGCAUGGGCGGUGUUGGCUACCGCAAGUACCAGGGUGAUGCCCUGUGGCUGCCCAACACUGCGCGCCCGGAGUGGCUGGACGGCUCGCUGCCCGGCGACCGCGGCUUUGACCCCCUUGGCCUGGCCAAGCCGUCGGAGUUCGUCGUGGUUGGCGUCGAUGAGAACGAUGUCAACGCCGCGCAGAACAAGAAGGGCUCUGUGGAGGCCGUGGUGCAGGCUUCCCCCGAUGAGGUCAGCUCGGAGAACCGCCUGUCUCCCUACUCGGAGGUCUUCGGCCUGGCCCGCUUCCGCGAGUGCGAGCUCAUCCAUGGCCGCUGGGCCAUGCUGGCUUGCCUGGGCUGCCUGGUGGCUGAGGCCACCACCGGCGUGUCCUGGGUUGAGGCCGGCAAGGUCGAGCUGGACGGCGCUUCGUACGCCGGCCUGGCCCUGCCCUUCUCCAUCACCCAGCUGAUCUGGAUUGAGGUGCUGCUGGUGGGCGGCGCUGAGAUCUACCGCAACACGGAGACUAACCCUGAGAAGCGCUGCUACCCCGGCGGCGUCUUCGACCCCCUCAACCUGGCCACCGGCGAUGAGGAGCGCGCCUUCCGCCUGAAGACCGCUGAGAUCAAGCACGCCCGCCUGGCCAUGGUCUCGUUCUUCGGCUACAGCGUACAAGCUCUGUCCACCGGCGAGGGUGCACUGGGCUCUCUGGCCAAGUUCGCUGAGGGCCUGAACAGCGGCAAGGGCCUCUAAGCGCGCAGCCAUCACCUGUGCCACAUUAGUGGGGCUGCUUUGGACGCCUUACCUGCCUAGCUUCCUGCCUGCCGGGCUGCCCGCUCCAAUGGGGGCAUCCGUGGGGCGUGGUGGCGUGGUUGGCUGGAGAGGUGUCAUCGCUUUUUGACCGGACGGGAUGAAUGGGACGCACCUCCGCUGAGGGGAGAGCUUUGCAUCUGAGCAGGGGUCUGCUUUUUCUCCUGCUGGGUACGUGGGUUCUCUUUCCCGCCUGCUCUGGUGGGCGGCGGUGGUGGUGUUGUUGAGAAGAGGAGAGGCUGUUUUGAACAGUGGGCCGAAGGCUCAGCCGGGAUGCGAGUCGAGCGGAGGGCUGCAGCCUAGUUCCCGAGACGCAUCAGUGUGAGUCCGACGAAGAGACGAAGAUGAAUUGAAGACGAAGAGUGUAAGAAGUGCGAACGCUCUCGUGUGUCUUGCGGUGCCGAUUGGUGACUUCGAAUCUCGCCCCAGUAGGAGAGGAUUCGUGAGCACAAGAUGGCAUGCGUUUUGUGCGUGUGUGUGUUUUUGGGGUGUGGUGGUUUAUCCCGUCCACGCAACCCCCCUUGAGAAGAGAAGAUUCAACCCUUAUAGCCUGCACAGGCAUAAUAACGACGUCCACGACGCCAUCGGUCGAAAGGAUGUGUAAGACUUCAUAGCAUACC
This is a messenger RNA of Astrephomene gubernaculifera, 1697 nucleotides long. The record is from the annotation of a GenBank genome assembly. Lineage: Eukaryota; Viridiplantae; Chlorophyta; Chlorophyceae; Chlamydomonadales; Astrephomenaceae.